This is a messenger RNA of Coccomyxa subellipsoidea C-169, 2549 nucleotides long. RefSeq lists its product as hypothetical. Gene Ontology annotation, molecular function: DNA translocase activity; ATP-dependent chromatin remodeler activity; ATP binding. The transcript is spliced from 13 exons. Lineage: Eukaryota; Viridiplantae; Chlorophyta; Trebouxiophyceae; Coccomyxaceae. Gene Ontology annotation, cellular component: nucleus. Bases 1 to 2058 code for a protein of 685 amino acids. The record is from RefSeq and is a predicted model, not a curated record. Gene Ontology annotation, biological process: reciprocal meiotic recombination; double-strand break repair via homologous recombination.
AUGCCCAGCACUUCGCAGAAGGUGGCUUCUUUCCUGCAUGACCCCCAUGCACUGGAUGCCCUCGUCCUCAACAUGCAGCAGUGGCAAGGAGGCAAGGUGCAGGGGGUGGCUCCCGUGGUGGUGGACCCUUACCUGGGCAGGCACCUGCGGCCGCACCAGCGUGAGGGCCUGCAGUUUCUGUAUGAGUGUGUCAUGGGCCUGCGCGAGUCCGGCCGCUUUGGAGCCGUCCUGGCAGAUGACAUGGGCCUGGGGAAGACCCUGCAGGUGAUCAGUCUCAUCUGGACACUGCUGCGGCAAGGACCUUCUGGGAAACCGGCUGUGAAGCGAGUCAUUGUAGUGACACCAUGCUCCCUCACGCAGAACUGGGCAGACGAGAUCAAAAAGUGGCUGGGCAACGAGCGUAUUAAAGCCCUCGUGCUGCAAGCAGGACCGGAAGCAAAGGGGCAGGUGCUGGACUUCAAGGCGGGCAAUGUGUGGAAAGUGAUGGUGGCAUCCUAUGAGACUCUGCGCAAGCACACGGAUGCGCUGGCGGGCUGUGUGGACCUUCUGGUGUGCGAUGAAGGCCAUAGGCUGAAGGCGGCGGCCGGCAGCAAGACCAUCUCGGCUCUGCUGGCCCUGCGCUGCCCCCGCCGCAUUCUCGUCACUGGCACGCCCCUGCAGAACAACCUGGACGAGUUCUUUGCGCUGAUCAACUUCGUCAACCCGGACCUGCUGGGCUCGAUGGGCACCUUCCGGCGCAUCUUUGGGGACCCGAUCUCACGCUCGCGCGACCGCGACUCCACACCGGAGGAGGUGGCGCUCGGGCAUCAGCGCUCGGCAGAGCUGAGCCGCCGUGUGGACGCCUUCAUGCUGCGCCGCACCAAGGAGAUCAACGCGGCGUACCUCCCGCCUCUGCACUCCUUCGUCGUCUUCUGCCCGCCCUCCCCGCUGCAGGUGGCGCUGUACAAGCAGCUGGUGCGCUCCAACAUGGUGACAUCCCUGCUGACAUCAGCGGGCGGCUGCAGCGAAGGCAGCGCGCUGUCAUGCAUCAUGGCCAUGCGUAAGCUGUGCAACCACCCGGACAUGCUCUUCGUCGGGGACGACAUGGAGGCCGCCGGUCUUGAGGCGGACCUGCACCCCCUGUACCCCGCUGGAUACCAGCUCGGCCAGCCACAGCACUCUGGGAAGAUGCAGGUCUUGGAAGGGCUGCUGGCACAUGUCCUGGGAGGCAAGGCAGGUGAGCGGGUGGUGGUGGUUUCCAACAGCACCAAGACGCUGGACCGGGUGUCGGCAGUGUGCGACAGCCGCCGCUGGACGACUGUGCGCAUCUGCGGAGACGUCAAUGCCGCCAAACGCCAGGACAUCGUCACCGCCUUCAACCGCCACAACGUUGGCCAGGUGCUGCUGCUUUCGGCAAAGGCCGGGGGCGCGGGCCUCAACCUGAUCGGCGCCAAUCGCCUUGUCCUCUUUGACACAGACUGGAACCCCGCCACAGACCUGCAGGCAAUGGCGCGCAUCUGGAGGGACGGCCAGACAAAGCCCUGCACCAUCUACCGGCUGCUCACGACAGGCGCCAUCGAUGAGAAGAUGUACCAGAGGCAGCUCAUGAAGGGUGAGCUGGCGGAUGCGAUGGAGCAGGCCAGCAAGCAGAAGGGGCCUUCGUUCACGCGUGAGGAGCUGAGGGCACUGUUCUCCCUCAACACAUCGACUUCCUGUGAGACCGCUGUCAUCAUGCGCAACUCUGCCAGCGCCCAGGACUGGCUGGAUGUGAAGGACAGUCUGGAUGAUGAGCCUCUGAAGGCAUGUGUGGCAAGCGGAAACAUCAGCUAUGUGAGGAAGAUCGCCAACGAGCAGGACUUUCUGAAGGACAUAGAGCAGCCGCGCGAAGCUACGCCUCCAGCUUCUGAUGAUGCAGCAGGCGGCAGCUGUCAAAGCUCAGAGGAUGGUGUAGCUCUGGACAGGGACACAGCAGACACAGCAGAGCCUCAGCCGUUUCCCAAGUGCAACGGAGCCCAUGUGGCCUUCAACAAGGAGACAGGGGACAACGUGGGACCGCUCCUGAUCAAGAAGGACGAUUGAUGAAGUCACAGAUGGGUGUGAUGCAGCCUGAAAAUUUUCUAUCAAAUCCGUCAGGCAAAAGCAACUGUGCUGCUCGAGGAGAACCGAACAUUCUGGACUGAGGGGAGAUUUGUAGAGCAGAGAGAGGCCCAUUGGCAGAACACGGUUCUCAAAAGCCAUCAUUUGGCUACAGGCAAAUAUGCUCAGUAUCUAUCCUGCGCAAAAUGCGCCCAGUGUCACAUUGGACAGGAAGGUUUUUUUUUUGCCGGUGCUAUGGCCUACGGGCCUGCCCAUUAAGGCUUGAGGAAACAGCAUUGGUAGCAUCAAGCUGUCUGUACACUGCAUAGACUCAAGCAUGAGGUAUUCCCCUCCUGUUAUUGGGUCAUGGGCGCACUUUUCAAGCGUGUUGUCAAGUUGAAAAGCUGAUUGCAAUAGUUUAUGAUGAACAUCGAUAUCGCAAGGCAGUGUCACAGAUUAUCUGUGGCAGAUUCAAGAAUGAAGAUUGCGUGGAC